GGCUGUGGCGUCUUGUUCUAAAUCUAUAUUUUAAAAUACAAAAUUAGCAUUUCUUACAGUUAAAAAAAACACAAUGGAUCGAGCGGAGCACCACCAAGUAGCGGAAGUAGAUGGCCAGCGCAACGCUUUGAAUUAUCAAUUUUCACCGGAAGAGCUGAAAGUUCUUCAGGAAUGCAACCGGGAGGCAUUUUAUCAGCGGUCGAUUCCGUUCGGAACCGUUUGCGGUCUCAGCACCUGGUAUGCCGUUCAGAAAGGUUUCCUUAAGCCCAGUGCCCGUUUCGGAGCCGGUCCGAAAAUGUUUGUUGGAAUAACCAUCGGUUACUUUAUCGGGAAAAUCAGCUAUCAGAAUAUAUGUGCCGACAAAAUUAUGCGUCUCCCCAAUUCACGUCUUGCGGAAAUCAUUCGUCAACGAAGGCAAGGAGGAGGCAGCGUUGAAAGAUAUUUGCCUGAUCAAGGACUUGGAGCGGGAAGUAUGCUGUCUCCGUUUGGUCCAACUUCACCGAGUGAUAGCUAUACCGAGAGGCAAAUGCAUCGCUCGGAUUCGUUGAACCUCGACAUUCAUGUUCCCCAAUACUCUGGCUUGGAUGAUAGUGCUCGACCUACCGUAGAUUCUAACAAUACUUUCGAGGAGGAACUUCAACUGCCACCGGGUCCAGCAGUGACAAAAACUUACGAAGAAUUGCGACGGCAGAACCGUGAAGAGUACCUCAAGCGACAGCAAGCUCCGUAUCGGUCACCGAUUUUGGACGACCAGCCACCGAUUAGACGCGAACCGGAACGGCCGAAGCAGGACGAGCCGCCGCAACAGCCGCAGGUGAAAAAUAAGUACGGCGAUGCUUGGUCCCAAUAAAAAGGUGCGAGUGAAAAAGGGUCAAAAGCAAUUGGUUGGCUGUCGGCAUUUGUAGGAUUUGGAAGUAUAACUUUUGAUGACCUUUCAGCAAUAAAAAAAAAUAGUAUCCUUAACAUGCUUCAAAAAGGCGAAAGAACCAUCAGUUUUUGGGUCAUCUACAAGAUUGAACAAUAGUAAAAGUAGCAUGAAAAAAUUAUAUGUACUAAAAU
Messenger RNA from Sabethes cyaneus, 1059 nucleotides. RefSeq names its product OCIA domain-containing protein 1 (gene asrij). Gene Ontology annotation, cellular component: endosome. NCBI's taxonomy places the organism in Eukaryota, Metazoa, Arthropoda, Insecta, Diptera, Culicidae. The transcript has 5 exons. Bases 74 to 850 code for a protein of 258 amino acids. The record is from RefSeq and is a predicted model, not a curated record.